Molecule: messenger RNA, 3690 nt
Organism: Trematomus bernacchii (emerald rockcod)
Lineage: Eukaryota; Metazoa; Chordata; Actinopteri; Perciformes; Nototheniidae
Gene: bcl2b
Product: BCL2 apoptosis regulator b
Exons: 2
Coding region: 553-1239 (228 amino acids)
Biological process (GO): intrinsic apoptotic signaling pathway in response to DNA damage; extrinsic apoptotic signaling pathway in absence of ligand; negative regulation of intrinsic apoptotic signaling pathway
Cellular component (GO): mitochondrial outer membrane
Molecular function (GO): protein homodimerization activity; protein heterodimerization activity
Source: RefSeq, a predicted model, not a curated record
GUGAAUAGGGAGCUUCUGCGGACGAUAUGUGGAGCAAUCGUGUAAGAGGAGUCAGUCCGACCUUGUCUGGCUCACAGUCCUGCGCCUGGUUGUGCGUAAACGCUGCUAAAAUAGUUCGCGGUGUUUGAAGCCCCUUCCGGCGCGAACAACUUUGGCCCUCAUUCAUGUUUUUAUUCGCAACACAUCAGCGUCUGGUGCACAGGAAUAGAUCAGCACCACUCCAACCUCUUCCGCAUAUUGGAUUUCAAUGCAAAGAGAAGGUCGCCAACGUCUCUCCUAAGGAUUCGGGAAAUGAAGAUUGCUUCUGACACGUACUCACUAUGUUUUUACUUUUCAAACGUUUUUUUCUGCGCAGUUUUGAUUAAGUGAUUUCCUUCAACUCGCGAAGCAUUUUCUCCCUGUGUGGGGAUUACUCGUUGCAUUGCUUCUUUUUUAACACAACCUAUAGUUCUGGGUGAGCUUGUGCUGUGCAUUGUACAGUGCAAAUAUUCGAUUACAAUGUAUUUAUUUUAGGACAACCUCUGCCCGUAGAAAGUGCCAAAUUAAGACGGAAUGGCGAACGAGUGUAAUCGCAACAUUGUGGAGAAGUAUAUCUGCCAUAAACUCUCAAAACGGGGCUUCGCGUUUGGCUUCGAUGAUGUCCGGGAUGAAGAGGCUGAUAAUAAUGGGUCGAUAGUUGUCCCUGCACCGACUUUGGUCCGCCGGUGCCGUGAAGCCAGCACCGGGCCUGACAGCGAGAGCCCCCCCCAGCUGUGCAGACGGAUCCCCCAGCCCGACCCGGCCGUCGAGAUCCACAGAGUCCUGCGGGAGGCUGGAGACGAACUUGAGAGACUGUACCAGCCGGACUUCACGGAGAUGUCUCGGCAGCUCUAUCUCACCUCCACCACGGCGCAGAGGAGAUUCUCCGAGGUGAUAGACGAACUGUUCCGGGACGGGGUGAACUGGGGCCGGAUUAUCGCUUUCUUCGAGUUCGGGGGCACGGUGUGUGUGGAGUGCGCCUCCAAGCAGGAGAUGACGUCGCAGGUGGACAACAUCGCGGAGUGGAUGACAGAGUAUUUAAACGGACCUCUGAGCAGCUGGAUACAAGAUAACGGGGGAUGGGAAGCCUUUGUGGAGCUGUAUGACAGACAGAGGGAGUCCCUCUUCAGCUGCUCCUGGCCCUCCAUAAAGACGGUGUUCGGCCUGGCAGCGAUCGGGGCCGCCAGCCUCACCAUCGGAGCGUACCUUACACAGAAGUGAACCCUGUUUCUGCCAGAUUUUGACUUUAUUCCUCCUGCUCCUCCUUCUCCUCGUGCCUCUUCUUUUGACUUUGUAUAGAUGCCUCUGACCCCUCAGAGACAACCAUCAGACUCUUCCGAAUCUGGCUCUCUUCAAAGGCCUCUCUCUGAAAACUCCCUCUUCCUCGCCCCUCCAUGUCAAAACAGACUCAAAUCAAAACAACUGAAGGAACCAGAUGCACGGCCAAUACAGAGGAAAGGAGGUAUUUAAAAGAGGCCGCUUAGAUGAUAUCGCACUAAGCUGAAUAAAGCUGAGGAGAAAGGAGGUGGCAUCAGUGGCAUGCAUCUUUGACUUUUUGUUCUGCCUGCUUCUGUACUAGUUAUAGCAUGAAUGUUGAGUGUUAGUGUAGACGUUGCAUGUGUCAGAGCUCAUGCGGGACCUCUAUUUGGAGGCCUUGAUGAAGAUGGGGGUGUCGGGACAAUGAUGCCCCACACCAGAGAGUACAGGGGCGAAACCCUGCCCCUGCUUGUUAGGGUGAAGAACCCCGUUUGAACUGUGGACUCCAGUUACCGCACUCCAGUUGCAGCCGUCCUUCAAAGGACUUCCUCCGCAGAACAGCUGCUCAGAAUGUAUAAUGGAAACGGCUUGCAUCUACUGCUUUCUCUCCUCAGACAGCUCCAGUGAACUCUGAACACACUGCACCAUUAUACUCUCCCUGGCCUUUCAUAUGUAGAGGACAGGCCAGUGGGAGACUGAGCUCUGCUGAAUGAUUUGCAGAGAUUGAAAGCGCUUCGAUUUUUGUGCUGUUUUGAAUUUUGUAAGCACGCCAAACCCCCAAAACGGUGUGGAAAAGAGGAAAAUGGAGUGAAAAACAUGCCGAAGAAGCCUGUCGUUGCAUAAAAUUCAUAUGGUAAUGAAUAUACUGGAAAAAAUGUUGAGCACAGCAAAAAACAGUAAGGUAAAUCAGAUUCUAGGGUGGGAGUAGGCAACACAAACGGACAAGAUUUGAAAUGUGCAUUCCUUAAGCAAGGCGAUGCGAAUCCUCUGCUAAAAUGACUCCAUCACUGUUAACAGAUUUACACCCAGCAUCUUUUAAACACUGAGUUAUUUUAUAUUUUCUACCAGUUUCUUACUGUUAACUCUGCCCAUUUGUGGUCAGAUAGUUUGAGCUCGCCCAGGUUUUUUCAAAGCUGACCCUGUGGACACGUGUCCCCCAGCUGCUGAGGCCCAGCACACACUCGGUACUGCUACAAUCCACUGACAACGAUGCUUGUUGACGUGGACUGAGAGAACUUCGUCUGGCCGCAGAUGACUGAGUGGAAUACCACGGCAGCAGGGUUUCAGUUUGGGACUGAAGCCAGUGUCCCGAGUGCUGGAACCUGAGCUGUCCCUUCUCCCCGCUCUGCAAAAUGCAUUCAGUCAUUGAUUGGUUUUUAUCGAUGUUUGUCUUGUGUUACAGUCUGAUAUAAAAUGUGGAAACGCUCACAGGCUCCAAAAUAUUGUAUUGUACAUAGCAAGUUGGUUUUGGAAGUGUUUUUAUUUUCUCCGUCAUAAAAAAAAGUCCUCUAUGCAUGGAUGAAAGAUACUGUCUUCACACAAUAAAUAUGUGCAACCAUAUCUAUAGCAGCAUAGGGUAGAAGAUAAUAAACAACAGCAAAGGAGUUGCAUUUUUCUAUUUAUUGAGAGGUACCCGAUCACAGAUUUUCUAACAGUACUUUGAUGAAAAAAAUUAAUUGUUUUCACUUUUUUCUAUUCUAUGGAAUCACACUGUAACUACAUUUUUUCCUGGCUGCUAUAAUAACGAGAAAGAUGUUUUUCUUUUCAUUUUUAAGUGAAUUUCAAUGUUGUAUUAAUAUCGGCUUAAGGCUGCUAUACUGUCAAUUUAACUUCUACUUACAGCUUAAACUGCCACAGAUUUACAGUAUAGUUCUAGAGAGCUGAAAACCAAAGUUAACGUGUAUUAAUCUGUAAUUUAAAAAAAGUAGCUUAUGGAGGAUACACUUCACUGUUCAGUGAGGUGUUAUGAUCUCUCUGUGGAGGGUUUGUCUAGUGUUACUGUACUAUAUCAGCUUAACCCUUGUCAGCUUUGUGCUCAGAUGAUAACUCAGUGCUUAUCUGUAAAAUGUUGACCUGCCAGACUUAAACCAUGUCUCGGAUGUCACUAUAAACAACCCCAUCGUCAUUACAGCAGCUCACAGUGUGUGAUAUUCCCAGUGAUGUGUGUGUGUAACAGAGAAGAAGGUGAUUUAUGAGCAGGAGUAGUAACAGCAAUAUACUGUCAUUUUUAUAUUCUCUGUACAUAUAUGAAUGUAGGCGCAAUGGUUGCUGUACUGUUUUAUGUCUAUAAUCACAAACCUGUAGCACUUAAAAAAAAGUGAAUUGUGUUUCUGUUGUUUACUGCUAUAUCCACGAUAAGCUAGCGGGAUCAUAUUGUUCCUAAUAAACCAGAUUUCUCAAGCAGCUGCAGUCCAA